Oryza brachyantha (malo sina) is the source of this 1345-nucleotide messenger RNA. RefSeq lists its product as uncharacterized. The record is from RefSeq and is a predicted model, not a curated record. The transcript has 7 exons. The coding region runs from base 349 to 1005 and encodes 218 amino acids. Gene Ontology annotation, cellular component: membrane. NCBI's taxonomy places the organism in Eukaryota, Viridiplantae, Streptophyta, Magnoliopsida, Poales, Poaceae. Gene Ontology annotation, molecular function: ubiquitin-protein transferase activity; zinc ion binding. Gene Ontology annotation, biological process: protein ubiquitination.
AACAACUUUGGAGUAAAAACUGCAGUUGCAUGCCUCUCAAAAAGAAAAAAAAAAGAGAAGGGAACAAAAAAAAACAAGUGCAGCUGCAGCUACAGAAGAUGAUACUCCCAAAAUUCUUUCUUUAGAGAAGGAAGGAGGAGAGAAAUUCUACUAUCAAAGAACAGAAUAAAAAACAAGAGGGAGAGGAGAGGAGAGGAGAGGAGAGGAGAGGAGGGUGCUGCCGCUGUGCUUAAGCAUUCUUCUCCUCUCUCCCCCGGCCUCGUUCUUGGAGUAGGUGUCCUGGACGCUAAAAAAGGCCGCGCCUUUUGGCUCGUUCUUGAGACCGGAGAGAGAGAGGGAGCGAGAGAGAUGGCGCGCACCGAGAAGGUUGCCGGCGAUGGCUGCUCCGGUGGUGGUGGUGGUGGUGAAGGGCAGGUGGAGGUGGAGGUCGGGUUGGGGGUGGGGGUGGACGGGAAGGGGAUGACGGAGUGCCGGAUAUGCCAGGAGGAGGGGGAGGAGGACGCCAUGGACUCCCCCUGCGCCUGCACGGGCACACUCAAGUUCGCCCACAGGAAAUGCAUACAAAGAUGGUGUGACAAGAAGGGGAACAUCACAUGUGAAAUCUGCAACCAGGUUUACUCUCCAAAUUAUGUCCUUCCUCCAACCAAGUGUUGUUCCGAUGAAAUGGACAUGGACCUCAGGCAAAGUUGGGUUGGACGAAUUGAUCCCCAUGAUUCCCAUUUUCUUGCCAUUGCCAUUGCAGAGCAGCAGCUGCUGCAAGCUGAAUUUGAUGAUUGUGUAUCCUCAAAUUCAAGUGGUGCCACAUGCUGCCGAACUAUUAUUUUAAUUUUGAUGUUACUUUUGCUUGUGCGCCAUGUAGUCGUGUUUGUGAGAGAUGUUAGCAUGCUGCAGGAUGCAACGGUGUUGUUCAGCGCAACUCUUCAGUUCGCAGGAUUCUUUCUUCCUUGUUAUGUUAUAGCCCGUUCUUGCUAUGCCUUUCAACACCGGAGGCGAAGACAGGUUUAGGGGCUCCACCUGAACCUGGCUGGACCUGGAAGCAUACUCAACACAACUGAAACAACCUCACUGCAGAGAGAGGAGACGAAGAUGAAGCUUGUGAAGUUAACUCCACCCUUUGCUUGGAGCAUCUGCGAAAGAUUUGGCCAAGAUGUAGUAGCCGAUUUAGAUGAUGGGCCCUCGUGAAGCUCAACUGUACAUAGGAGAGCGACCCCUUUCGGCAAACAUUUAUGUCCUCAAAAUUGAAUUUUAGAGAAAAGAACAAGUGGAUUUAAAAAUUUCAGUGUCUUUCCAGCUGUUAAAUUUUUUUUUCUGAAGAAAUGUGAUCGAUAGCAAAAUAUCGAGCAUG